AUGCCCGAGGGGGCCCGCAAGGGCAGCACGAAGAAAACAGGCAAGCCAGCAGCAUCCCGGCCCUCGUCCGCCUCCUCGCUGGUGGGGAUCGGCUCCGACAUGGCGUCCGACCCCAUCCUGGGCAGCUGCACCUCCGUGAACACCGUGGGCUCGGACAGCGACCGCCCCGUCAGCCUCAGCUCCUCGGCCUCCUCGGCGUCCCUGCAGGACGGCCAGAGCGCCUUCGGCAGCGGUGCGGGCGGCCUUGGGGGCUGCCCGCCGUCCUACCCCCACCAGAAUGGCAGCGACAUCAGCCUGGACCUCACGCCCGUGGCCCUCCUGGACAGCGGGGAUGGUGAGGCGCACCGCGGCUGGUCGGCCAAGGAGCGCCGGCGGAAGCCCUCCCACCUGGACCGUGUGGUGCUGGAGAUUGUGGAGACGGAGCAGGCCUACGUGCGGGACCUGCGCAGCAUCGUGGAGGAUUACCUGGGCAGCAUCAUUGACUCUGGGCAGCUUCCGCUCAAACCUGAGCAAGUCAACACCUUGUUCUGCAACAUCGAAGACAUUUACGAGUUCAACAGCGAGCUGCUGGAAGACCUGGAGCGCGACGCCAGCGCCCACGCCGUGGCUGAGUGCUUCGUCCAGCGGAGUGAAGAAUUUGAUAUCUACACGUUGUACUGCAUGAACUACCCCAACUCGGUCUCGGUGCUGCGGGAAUGCAUGGAGAACGACUCGCUGGCCCGGUUCUUCCGGGAAAGACAAGCGCUGCUGUCCCACUCGCUGCCCCUGGAGACGUACCUGCUGAAGCCCGUCCAGCGGAUCCUGAAGUACCACUUGCUGUUGCAGGAGCUGGCCAAGCAUUACGACAAGAGCAGCCCGGGCUAUGAGGCCGUGGAGGAGGCCAGCAUCACCAUGACGGCCGUGGCUUGGUACAUCAACGACAUGAAGCGCAAGCAGGAGCACGCAGCUCGGCUGCAGGAGAUCCAGGGGCUGCUGGUCGGCUGGAGCGGCCCCGAGCUGGGGGCCUUCGGGGAGCUGAUCCUGGAGGGGCAGUUCCGGGUGCCGCGCGCGCGCAAGGAGAGGGUCUUCUUCCUCCUCAGCAAGGUGGUCCUGAUCGCCAAGCGGCGCGGCGAAGCCUUCGUCUACAAGAGCCACAUAUUUUGCUGCAACCUGGCCCUGCAGGAGAGCGCGAAGGACCCCACGACCUUCAAGAUCUCCGACCGCUCCAUCCCCAAGCAGCAGCAUGUGGUCCAGGUGAGGAACCAGGAAGAGAAGCGGCUCUGGAUCCAUUACCUGAAGCGGCUAAUAGUGGAGAAUCACCCGGCAUCCAUCCCUCAAAAGGCCAAGCAAGUCCUGCUGGAGAACAGCUUCCAGGGUUCCCCCGAGGACUUCCUCAGCCCAGAGUCGCCCAAGAAGCCCCUGCCUUCCCCUCGGCCGGACGAGUCCUGGGCGUGCGCUCGCAGCCGGCGGCAAUCAGAGCCUCCAGGGAACAUCCACAGUCCCGAAAGGGCCCGUCGAAGCUGCCCCAUCUUGCAGCUGGAGAAGAGCGGCUCUUACCGGCGUGGCCGCAGGCAGUCCGAGCCGGCCAAGGACUCCCAGAGCCUCUUCCAUCAGCCAGACAUGGCCAAAUUAAAGCACCCUGACAGCGAGGGAGAGCUGCCCCCCGCCGCGGAGCCGCCCCGGCCCUCCUUCGGCGCCGGCAGGACGGGGCCGGCGGAGUCCGACCGGGACGAAGGGGAGGCGGAGUUCUGCCUGCCCGAGGAGCCGCUCCCGACCGGCCUCUCCAUCACGGAGGAGAUCCUGGAGCUGCUCAGCCGCCGGGGCCUGGACGCGGAGGGCCGGGGGGGCCGGGCGCAGCCCAGCGCAGGGGAACCGGAGGCGAGCGACGUGCCGGCGCAGGGGGCCGAGGAGCAGGAGGGAUGGGAGCAGCCCCUGCAGAACAGUCUCUUGGCAGAACUGGAGGAGAAGGCGGAGGAGGAGGAGGAAGAGGAGCAUCCGUCCCAGGAGGGCACUGCCUCGGGGGCCACCCGUGCCCCGUGCCCAAGAGACGCCCCCCUGGAGCAGCCUCCGCCGCCCCCCCGCCGCCCCUUCGCCAGGGACUCUUCGGAAGAAGAGGAGCCGCGGCCUCCGGAGCCGCCUGGCGGCCCGUCGCCUCUCCCCACCCGGGAGGGCCUGGCCCCAGAGGAGGCCUGCCCGGCGCCGGGGGGGGCCCAGGACCCGGCCGGGGAGGGGCGAGAGGCCGUGGGCACCCGGAGCCCCGAGCGCCUGCAGGACCCCCGGGCCGGCUCGGGCAGGGGCGAGAGGAGGGAGGCGGCGGAGGGCAGGGCCCGGCGGGACUCGGCGCUGACCAGGGACGACUGGCUGCUGAUCGAGCGGGUGAAGAGCUACUACGAGGGCGUGGAGGCCAUGAGCAGGGGGCCGGGGCUGGGCAGGCGGGACUGCGUGCCCCCCGUGCCGGCCGGCGUGGUGCGGGAGUCCGUGCUCCGCUUCAACAGCAUCCUGGGGCAGAACGAUGCGCGGGACCCGGCGGUGGGAGGGGCCGCGCGCAGGAGGCUCCGCCCCCCACAGAGCGCCCCCCGCCGCGAAGACCCUGGCCGGGGCCGCAGCCAGUCCUGCAACACGCAAGGGCCGGGCUGCCGCGAAGACCCCGGGGAGGGGCGGGGCCCGCGGCCCACAGGCCCCGAACCGCCGCAGAGGGGGCGGAGCUAUUCGGACGGCAGCCGGGCCGCAGACGGCGCCGAACCUCCCGGGGGCAGUGAGGCCCCCCCCACCCCGGCCGGCCAGGGGGACUCGCACGGCGGGCCAGCGGACGGCGCCCCUGGCGGGGAGAAGGGCCCCCCGAGGCAGGGGGCGGGGGGGCUUGGCUUGGGGGACGGGGGGGAGGAGGCCGCCGAGCCCGAGUUCCGAUCCUGCGCAGAGAUCCGGAGGGCUUGGCAGGAGAAGGAGCGCAGCAGCCUGGACACACCGCACAGAGCGGGCCCCGGGCCGAGCCGGGGCCCGCACCCCUCCCCGGAGGCGCCGGCGUUCGCCGAGCCGCUGCGCAUCGUGGAGGACUCGGACCUGGACGACGCCCCCCCAGGCCCGGACAGGGACCCAGACCCGGGGGCCCGGCCCGGCCCAGCCCAGGAAGAGCGCUGGCCGGAGGCCCUGGCGCUGUGCGAGGACAGCGGGGACGCGUGCCUCCUGGAGAACUCGGAGCGCAUCCUCAGCAAAGUGCAGGCGCUGGCCAAGAUGUACAGCGAGAAGAUCAACCGGCUGAAGGCGCAGCGGCGGGGCGGGGAGAGGCCGGGGGGGCGGUCCCGGGCCCCCCGGCGCAGGAGCCCCGGCCGCAGCCUGGCCGCGGCGCAGGAGGAGAGCCGGCCGGCCAGCGUCCCCCACUGUGAGCCGCGGAUCUACGGGCACGUGCUCAUCCACGAGGCACUGCAGCACGUGGUCGGGGUGCAGGAGAACACGCCGCUCGUGGCCGCCACGCGGGGGACGGCCCUCGAGCUGCGCGGGGACAGGCCCCUCCCGCGCCUUUCUCCGGACCUCCUGGGCCCGCUGCGGCGGGAACUGCCGGGCCCCCCUGCCCACCCCGUGGGCGUGGAAGCGGGGGCCUCGCUGCCCGUCGGGCCGGAGGAAGACACCGCCACCCACCGAAGCACCCACGGUUCCCCGCCAGCGCCGUGCAGCAUGGGCCCUGGUGCCCCAAUGGCCUCAGAGCCGAAGUGCAUCAGCGCGAAAGUGGGGGAGGGAGACCACGCCUCCGGGGUGUGCGAGGAGGUGGGGGAGGCCGCUGACCCGUCCCGGGAUCUGGGGGCCCAGCCAGAAAGUCCCACAGGCGUGGGGAUACCUGGCCUUCCCCCCAGAUCACUGCAGAAUUGCAGGGACCCAGAGGGCAAAAGUUCCAGGGGGGCACCAAGGCCCCCGCCGGGCAGCUCUGCAGCUCCGCACGGGGCACGGGGGGCUUCGCCACAGGGGCAGGAGCAGGGCCCAGCCCGCAGAAGCCCCGGGCCCUGGCAGCCAACGAGGGGCGCCCCGAGGAGCAGGGGGGGCUCCCCUCACCCAGAAAGGGCCGAGAACGGCACGGUGGGCCACGAGGGGGGGCUCUGGUGCCCGGAAGACCCCAGAGCCGCUGCCGGGCUUCACAGCCAGGCAGCCCUGAAUCCCAGCUCCGCGCCGGACCCGUCAAAGCUCGCCGGCCCCUCGCUGCUCGCUGCUCUGGGGACUGCGCCCCCCUCGCCCCCCACUGAGCAGGCACCCCCCCGGGAAUGCCCUCCCGCAGGCCCCUUGGGCCUCCGGGCAGCAGAGGCGGGGCCUGCGACGCCCGCCCGGGGCCCUCAGCCGGCCGUGGCCCUUCCCAAGCUGCCGGCCUCGUCGCCGGUCCGCCGGUGCCUCUCCUCCAGCGCGGCCGCCCUCUCCAGGUACAUCGCGGCCUCCUGCAUCAGCCAGAGCCUGGCCAGGAAGGGCGGCGCAGCCCCGGACGAGGAGCGGCCGGCCCACCCCGGCCGGGCCCUCCCGGGGACCCUCGUGGCUCUGCCAUCCAAGGCCGUGCCUGGGGGGCAUGGGGAGGCGGGGAAGCCGCAGGCCCCGCUCCCCGGAGAGGCGGCCACGGCCAGCCCCCCCUCCCGUGACCUCGGCGCCGGGCCCCCCUCACCCCUCCGCCAGGCAGCCAUGCCCCCCACGGCACAGCUCUUCGGGCCCCCCGGCCCCGCCGCCUCCGCCUCGGAGCCCAGCUCCCGGGCACAGUCCCCCUGCCCUGUGAGGCCGCGGUUCUGCUCCCCUCCCCCCACCGCAGCCCACCCGUACACCUUCACCCCCCUGUGCGCCCAGCCCCCUGGGCAGCCACGGGCCCACAUCGUGGCCCCCGUGCCCCUGACGCCGGUCCCUGCUCCGGCAGGGGGCUCCUUACCUCGCUCCAUGCAUCGGCAGCCCCAGGGCAGCGGGGUGGCCGGUGGGGGUCAGCCGGCCGUGGGAGGGGCCCUGGGGGCGCCCUACAGCUCCGUCGCUCCGUGGCCCAAGGUGCCCAGCCCGUGCUUGAAGCGUGUGGACAGAGGAGGCGGGCCAAGCCCCCCCACGAGGCCCCUGGAGCAGGAGGGCUGCCCCGCUCCGGAGCCCCCCGUGGCGCCGGGUCCCACGCGGCCCGUGGACAGGGGCCAGCAGAAGGCCAGCUAUUCCACGACGGUCAACAUCCAGAUCGGCGGCACCGGCCGGAUCUCCUCCUUCAGCAACGCCCAGGUCAGCCUGACCCACCCGCUGCUGGCCUCCCCGGAGCACGUGGGCGCCCGGAAGGCCCACGGCGGCGCCUUGGAGACGCCGCCCCAGACGUGAGCCCAAAGCCUCCGCGCUUCGUGGCACAACCGG
Varanus komodoensis (Komodo dragon) is the source of this 5322-nucleotide messenger RNA. RefSeq names its product pleckstrin homology and RhoGEF domain containing G2 (gene PLEKHG2). The record is from RefSeq and is a predicted model, not a curated record. The transcript is spliced from 18 exons. Gene Ontology annotation, molecular function: guanyl-nucleotide exchange factor activity. Lineage: Eukaryota; Metazoa; Chordata; Lepidosauria; Squamata; Varanidae. Bases 1 to 5289 code for a protein of 1762 amino acids.